AUGACCCCCGCCGAUCUCAUGGCACGCUUACCGCCGCUGCUCGUCUUCUCCAGCAUCGCCAACCUCGCUGCCGGUUAUGCGCUGCCGUACCCGACAAAGACGGUCGAGUACCACGAGCUGAACGUCGUGCCUUAUCCCCUCGCUGCGACGGCCGCCCCCAACGAUGGGUAUCUGCUGCGACGACAGUUCAACACCGUUUGCGGUUAUGUAGGAGGAGACCCCUCUCUGCCGGCUACUUGUUCAGCGGGCUCGCAUUGCGUGGUGGACGUUGAGCAUGGCGCUGUUGGAUGCUGUCCUGAUGGAGGAUCUUGCACGCAGGGUGUGUUUACGGGGUGUGUUGAUGGCAACAGCGAUCCUCAAACUGAAGUGAACCCGUAUGUCUAUACUUGCGGAGGAGGCGACUCUUGCUACAAGAACAGCUACGAGGGUGGAUUCUUCCAGUAUGGAUGUGGCUCGACUUCAGGUUUGGCUACGAAAGUGGUAGCAACGGCUUCAGGCCAGUCCGCUAUUCAACUCACGACCAUCAAAGCUCCUCUCACGGCCACCGCGAUAUCGCUGUCUGAACCGACAACGCUUGGAACCAAGCAGAGGACCUCAACUGGAUCUACCACCACCAAGGCUUCAACAACAAAGAGCUCGACCACCAAAAGUUCAACUGCAACAAAGACAUCGACGACGGAGAGUUCCACGGAAUCAACUUCAACUACAAAAACCACAAAGACUUCAUCAACUGCUUCAAAAACAGAAACCGAGUCGGAAACCGAGACUGCAAGCAAGACGUCCGAUGAGGAUGCCACAACUUCAACCGCUGCCGCUGCAGCUCCGGACACGGAUGGUAAAGAUAACGGCACCAAAAACACGGGCGCCAUUGUUGGUGGUACCAUCAGCGGCGUAGCCGCCGUCGUCGCCCUAGUCGUGGCCGCCAUUUGGCUCUACCGGCGCCGACAGGCCAACCAGCGCCAGGGGCCAGGCCUGAAACACAAAGUGCAGCACAUCGGUCCCGGUCCUCAUGAUAGACACAACUUUCAGCCGCUACCGUCGAUGCAGGAGGUCGAUGAAACGCAUCCUCCACCUCGCCCACCCCCGCCCCCACCGAAUCCGGUGGCUCGCCGGAACAUCACGCCUAUUCGCGAGGACGACGAGUAUCGCACACCGGAGCCAUGGGAUCCUCCGGCCGCGUAUGGGUACUCGGCUACUGCAGUUGGUGGAGGCGCCCACAUGGAGCACGAUGAGAUACCCCUGACCCGCGAGAGUGACGACUAUCCCCACGGCUACAAUGCGGGCCUGGGGCGGAUCAGCGAAGAAGAGCCGAGGCCAGGCACUGCUAUCAGUACACCCGGAGCCAUGAGCAGUCCCAUGGCUGCGUAUCCAGGACCACGCGGCGGUGGAGGAGGUCCUUUGUGGCAACAGAACCGAGACCCGGGAUGGGUAUAA
Molecule: messenger RNA, 1434 nt
Organism: Fusarium keratoplasticum
Lineage: Eukaryota; Fungi; Ascomycota; Sordariomycetes; Hypocreales; Nectriaceae
Exons: 2
Coding region: 1-1434 (477 amino acids)
Source: RefSeq, a predicted model, not a curated record